AUGGAAAAAAUAGAAGAUUGUAUUGUAGAAUUUAUAUGGAAUUAUUCACCUGUUUCAUUAGUUAAUAUUGGAAAAAUGAAAUUAUUAAAAAGAUGUAAAAUUGAUAUUGGAAGACAAAAGUUUGAUAUAAAUUCCGUUUUUAGUAAUAAACAACAACAUUUAAAAAUUCUUCGAUUAAGUAAUAUUGGUAAUUACAAAGAAAUAGAAGAAUUUAAGGAGUAUAAAAAUAUUGAAAGAGUUAUUAUUGAAAUUGAUGAUGAUACAAAAGAAGAGUAUAUUGAACAAAUGAGUAAAUAUGCAGUAUUAGUAUCUGAUCAAUGGUAUAGUCAAUUAAAUAAAAAUGUUAUUGUAAUGAUGGAUAAAAAAUUUCAUUUACAAAUUAAAGAGAAACCAAAUGUAGAAACAUUAGAAUUUAUGCAACAAAAUUAUUUACCUUAUAAAAUGAUUAUUGAUGCAGAUUAUUAUGAUGGAAUUCAAAACCAAUUUAAAUUAUUUGAUAAUGUUAUGAAAUUAACUUUAAAUGUUGAAAUAGAUCCUCAAGAAGAAGUAGAUCAAGACGAUAUUAUGCAAAGAAGAAUGGAUAGAAUUAAUGGUAUUGAACGUUCAGAUGAUGAUGAUUUUGUUGAUGAAACAGAAGAACAAAAAGAAGAAAGAGAACGUCUUCAUAAAUUAGAAAUAGAAAGAAGAAAACAUUCAAUAAUGCUUCCUCAACAUUUAACCUCAAUAACUAUUAAUGAUAUGACACCAUAUUUUCAUCAAACAUUAUCAAUUACACUUAAAGAAUUAACUACAAGUAAUAUUCCUAUUGAUUUUAUUUAUCAAUUAACUUAUUUAACAAAAAUUAAUAUUUCAAAUACACAUAUAACCCAAUCUCUUAAGAGUUUAGAAAAAUUAAUAGAUAUAACUUUUAAUUUAUGUGUCGAUGAAUGUUCAGAAUUUAUUUGUCCUCAUUCUGUUGAAUGUUUAAAAUUAUAUAAUUGUAGAAAUUGGAAAUUUCAAGAAUUAAGUCAUUUAAAAUUAUUAGAUAAACUUAUGAUUUAUGAUGCUCGUCCAAAUGUAUUAUCAGCACUACAAUUAAAUGAAGCUACUUCAGUUAAAAAAUUAUAUUUAAAUAAUGUAAUUACUGCUUCAAUGCCAACUUCAUUAACUUGUUUAAUCAUUGGAUCUGCAGGAAAUAAGGCUAUUGAUAUGACAAAGUAUCCUCAAUUAAAAGAUGUUUGUAUUGAAAAUUCAAAUCAAGUUAGAGUUAAGUUACCAUUGUCUAUUAAAUCUUUAUAUCUUUAUUGUUCUUCUAUUAGGAUUUUUAAUAAAAAUGAUAUUCAAUUAAAAGAACUUCAUUUAGAAGAUUGUGAAGAUAUUAAUUUUGAAUCAUUUAAUUUGAAUCAUGUCACUAAACUCUCUUUAUUACCAUUUGAUGAGGAAUACUUAGAAUACUUAGAACAAUUCCCUGUGUUAGAAGAAAAGAAUUUUAAUUAA
Molecule: messenger RNA, 1476 nt
Organism: Entamoeba nuttalli P19
Lineage: Eukaryota; Evosea; Mastigamoebida; Endamoebidae
Exons: 1
Coding region: 1-1476 (491 amino acids)
Source: RefSeq, a predicted model, not a curated record